AUGGAGGGGCUGUUCUACGCGAUGAGAGGUGAGUGGAGAGGAGGGGAGGUUGGGAAUGGUGUUGGGGGGGUAGACAGGGCUGCACGCUCCUUCUCGCCCCAAGCCGCCGUCUAUUCGACGAUCUGCAGUGGUGCUCGCGGCACCACCCCAUCGGCCACUGGGAUGCCAUGGCCGGCCCUGAUGAGUAUUUCAACUCCUCUCCACACCUCCCUCCUUGUACUAUCUUCUCAUCCCCUCCCUCCCUCCCAGGCUGCACACUCCUUCUCGCCCCAAGCCGCCGUCUAUUCGACGAUCUGCAGUGGUGUGCGAGGCACCACCCCAUCGGCCACUGGGAUGCCAUGGCUGGGCCCGACGAAUACUUCAUCUCCAAAUUCUUCCUCGACCGAGGGGUGCCGUGGACGCAUGUUCACAUGCGGAGUGCACGCUAGUGAGGGCCUCUUCACAUGUGCAGCCAUGGUGGGCCCCGAUGAGUAUUUCAUCUCCAAGUUCUUUCUAGAUAGAGGCGUGCCGUGGUCGCUCAUGCACAUGCGUUUCAUCUGGCUCGAUGGGGUGCCAUGGACACGCGUGCACAUGCGGUGGGUGGCGUUUCUUGGGCGUUUGGGAGCAAGGUUCGGAGCCAUAUCAUGGGUGGUGGAUGAGGCAUUAAAAGGCCAGGUGCCCCCCGUGUUCGGAGCCAUAUCAUGGGUGGUGGACGAGGCAUUGCAGGGCCAGGCCCCUCCCGUGUUCAUCCAUUACGUCAGUGAGAAGCCCUGGGUCGCCCCUGCUGGCCCCUCCACCGCCCCUGCUGGCCCCACUUCUACAGUGAAAACGUCUACACCUGCUGUGACUUCUACAGUGACUAAUUGGUCGGAUUUCUUAGUGUGGGACUCUAUAGCGGAGCAGGUGGUGGGGCUGCUGCAUGCAGCAGGGGAGGAGGAGGCAGGAGCUGCCAGCAGGCUGUUUGCGGGGUGGGACGCAAGGAGGAAGCUUCCUGUUGUGUUCCCAGAAAAGCAGGGUUGA
This is a messenger RNA of Closterium sp. NIES-65, 999 nucleotides long. NCBI's taxonomy places the organism in Eukaryota, Viridiplantae, Streptophyta, Zygnematophyceae, Desmidiales, Closteriaceae. The record is from the annotation of a GenBank genome assembly.